Messenger RNA from Eimeria maxima, 894 nucleotides. RefSeq lists its product as hypothetical. Bases 1 to 894 code for a protein of 297 amino acids. The record is from RefSeq and is a predicted model, not a curated record. Lineage: Eukaryota; Apicomplexa; Conoidasida; Eucoccidiorida; Eimeriidae. The transcript has 2 exons.
AUGGAGUCCUCAUCUUCGUCUAACACGCCACCGCCGACGCAGCAACAGCAGCAGGAACAGCAGCAGCAAGCAACCCUCCCAUGUGUGCCGCUGCCGGUUUCUCACGGAAGGGUGCGCUUUGAUCGGCGGAUGCUUUUGGUGUACGGGCUGUUGCUCUUAGACGUAGUGGUGAUCGGUAUUACGUCGUUGCAGCACGUGUGGCAGCCGGCCAAUCUCAUAGACAAGGUCCUCCAGAACCACAGCACCCCAGUUCAUGGUGAAGGAGAGCAUAGACAUCUCUCGCCUCAGCUGCAACUUCCAGUGGCUGUAAAGCGGGAGCUAGGAAUGUCUUGCUGCUGCGGCUGGUUGGCCGUAGCUGUAAUGGCCGACGAAGUGGAGCUGCAAAUCAAGCUGAAGUAUCUUCUGGUGGCGAUAGCCUCCUUCUGUGUUUUCUUCGCACUCAAUCUCAUCGUACAGAUUCACGGGCGAUUUCAGCAGAGCAAAGUGACUGUCGCAGCCCUCAAGACGUUCAGUUCAGAAGGCAACACAGGGGCUCCACCGAUUCGUCCAGCUGAUCUCUACGGUGAAUCCUACAGGGAGUUUAAGGGCUUUUCCCUGCAGGGAGAAGGGAGUCUGAGGGGAGAGGAGGCGUUCAGCAACCCCUCUGGAGCCCAGCAGAAUGCAUCUUCGAGCGCUGCAUUGUUUGGUCAAGGCGAGGAGGGGCCAGUACAGCAUCAGUCUCCGCCUUACUUAUACUGGCGCGAUUUCUCCUUCUGGAUCGAACUUAGCAGGGAAUGCUUCCUAGAUGGAGAAAUUCAACUCUCCAGCUUGUGGGUGCUCCUGCAUGCAACGGCACUGGUUGGCGGCCGAGGCAUCAUCCAGUCGCGUGCUAUUGUUCACGUUGCUGCCGACUGA